GCUUAAUUGGCUUAUAUUACCAAUUUAUUCAAGAGCAGAAAAUAAAUAUUGUUAAGCCUAAUGAUCCCACAUUAGUAGCAACAACAACUUUGACAUCAUUGCCUCAAUUACCUCCUAUACAAGAUAAAGGAAGAAUUUGGCCACCUGACCUUCGUUAUGCGAUAUGUGUACCAAAAAUAUAUAUAUAUAAAAUUCCAUCUACCAUUCAAAUUAAUGAUGAUAAACAACAAAUGUGUAAAUUCUCAAAUUAUAAUGCUGAAUUACUUCUAUUCAAUCAACUUUCAGCAUUAAAUUCAUCAUUACAUAAUUUAUAUGUCACAGAAAAUCCCGAUGAAGCAGAUUUAUUUUAUAUUCCAUUUUUUGGAAGUUGUUAUUUAUUCAACUGUUGGAUAAACAACAAUUGGAAUCAAACUGUAAGAUGUGAAGUGGAUUCAAUAUAUUUAGAACCAUUGAUGAAUUAUAUUAUUCAAAAUUUUCCUUACUGGAAUAAAACUAACGGAGCAAAUCAUUUUAUGAUACAUCCAAUGGAUAGUUCUGAUGGAUAUUAUGAAAAAAAUUAUAUGUUCCAGAAUGCGAUAUAUCUUACAAUAAUUGGUGAUAAGAGAAAUACAGAUUACCAAAAAUUUAGAAGAUAUAAUAAUAUUGUUAUACCAAGCGCUACUCCAAUAUUAAAUACUCAUAAUGUAGAUCCUAUCAAGUACGUUGGUAAAGAUGGUAAUCCGUUCGGUCGGGACAUUAAAGGAAUUUUUAAAGGAUGUUGUGCUAAUGUUAAUGCAACAGAUAGUUAUUCUGAUGGUGUUAGAUAUAUAAUAUUUAAUAGAUUAAAAGGACUGCCUGAUUGGGACAUUGGAGAAUCAUCAGAAAACAAAGAAUAUUCUAAAGCACUUGCAAGAUCAAAAUAUGGGUUGGCACCAUCCGGAUGGACAUUGGACACUACACGUAUAUGGGAAUAUUUUGCGUUCGGAGUGGUUCCUGUCGUCAUUGCUGAUGGGAUUAUUGAACCUUUUGAGGACGAUGUUGAUUGGGAUUCAAUGAUCGUUAGGAUCCGACGCAAUGAUGCUCAUAGAAUUAAUGAAAUAUUGGAUGCAAUUCCAGAAGAUGAAUACCAAAGAAAACGUGCGAGAGUUUGGUUGAUUGGAAAGAACAUG
Molecule: messenger RNA, 1148 nt
Organism: Racocetra persica
Lineage: Eukaryota; Fungi; Glomeromycota; Glomeromycetes; Diversisporales; Gigasporaceae
Source: the annotation of a GenBank genome assembly